Erinaceus europaeus (western European hedgehog) is the source of this 1772-nucleotide messenger RNA. It is a transcript of the gene ARFGAP1, whose product is annotated as ADP ribosylation factor GTPase activating protein 1. Gene Ontology annotation, molecular function: GTPase activator activity. Gene Ontology annotation, cellular component: Golgi membrane. Bases 246 to 1529 code for a protein of 427 amino acids. Lineage: Eukaryota; Metazoa; Chordata; Mammalia; Eulipotyphla; Erinaceidae. The transcript is spliced from 15 exons. Gene Ontology annotation, biological process: regulation of ARF protein signal transduction; regulation of endocytosis. The record is from RefSeq and is a predicted model, not a curated record.
GCGGCGGUAACGUAGCCGGAAGCUGGUGGCGGCGGGGUGGGCGGCCCGCGCGUCCUCAGUGUAGCGCGGAUAGGUGCGACCCCCGCCCGACCCGUCCUACCCUCCUAGCCCGGCCCGCCGGAUACGACCCGACCGGCGCGACCCUCUCCUGACGGGUACUGCUUCUGACUGUGUUUUCGAGCGUUAACACAGGAGUUCUUGGACAAGUUGUCAAGAUAAACCAUACUUGCAGUUUUGAAAGUACCAUGGCCAGCCCAAGGACCAGGAAAGUUCUUAAGGAAGUCAGAGUGCAGGAUGAAAACAAUGUGUGCUUUGAAUGCGGUGCCUUCAACCCCCAGUGGGUGAGUGUGACGUAUGGCAUCUGGAUCUGCUUGGAAUGCUCGGGAAAGCACCGUGGGCUUGGAGUACAUCUCAGCUUUGUGCGGUCUGUUACCAUGGACAAGUGGAAGGACAUCGAGCUGGAGAAGAUGAAAGCUGGUGGAAACGGCAAGUUCCGAGAGUUCCUAGAGUCCCAGGAGGACUAUGAUCCCUGCUGGUCUCUGCAGGACAAGUACAACAGCAAGGCUGCAGCCCUCUUUAGGGACCAGGUAGCCACUUUGGCUGAAGGCAGAGAAUGGUCUCUGGAGUCAUCACCUGCACAGAACUGGACCCCACCCCAACCCAGGACUCUGACAUCCACAGCCCACCGGGCCUCUGGCCAGCCACAGAACUCUACUGCCUCCUCCGACAAGGCUUUUGAGGACUGGCUGAAUGAUGACCUGGGCUCCUACCAGGGGGCCCAAGAGAACCGCUACAUAGGGUUUGGGAAUACUGUGCCACCUCAGAAGAGAGAGGACGACUUCCUCAACAACGCCAUGUCGUCUCUUUACUCGGGCUGGAGCAGCUUCACUUCUGGAGCCAGCAAGUUUGCGUCUGCAGCCAAGGAGGGUGCAACGAAGUUUGGAACCCAAGCAAGUCAAAAGUUUUGGGGUUCCAAGCAGCAGCCAGAGAUGGCCUCUGAAUUGGGCCACAGUCUGAAUGAAAAUGUCCUUAAACCUGCCCAGGAGAAGGUGAAGGAGGGAAGAAUUCUUGACGAUGUGUCCACUGGGGUUUCUCAGUUGGCAUUCAAGGUCCAGGGUGUUGGUAGUCGGGGAUGGCGGGACGUUACCACCUUCUUUUCUGGAAGAGCAGAGGACCCCUCAGACAGACCCCCAGAGGGCCAGAGCUACCAGAACAGUGGUGGAGACAACUCCCAGAACAGCACCAUCGACCAGAGCUUCUGGGAGACAUUUGGGGGUACUGACCCCUCCAGGGCCCGCAAGUCCCCAAGCAGCGACAGCUGGACCUGUGCAGACGCUUCAGCUGAGAAGAGGAGCUCAGACAGCUGGGAUGUAUGGGGCUCGGGCUCUGCAUCCAACAACAAGAACAGCGACCACAGUGAUGGGGGAGAGGCCUGGGGUGGUGGUGGGGAGGGCAGAGCCAAGGCCACUAAGAAGUCAGCGCCACCACCUGCACCAGUCGAUGACGGCUGGGAUGCCCAGGACUGGUAACCAGAGCCCAGGCAGUAUGUCUGCACUUUAUCCUGGCUCUUCCACUUGACCUGAGAGACUCAGCUUACAGCAUACAGGACAAUGCUGGAGUGACCCUGGGAUUGGGGGCAUCUGCUCUCUAAGGCUUGUGGGUGGGUGGUGGCCCAGCUGCAGUUCUGGAUUUUGGGCACAGGGGUGAGGUUCCCAGUGCUGUGAGAGCCACCCAUCCCCAUCCCCCCCCUCAAUAAACACCCCAGACCCACC